Micromonas commoda is the source of this 1020-nucleotide messenger RNA. RefSeq lists its product with no specific name. The coding region runs from base 1 to 1020 and encodes 339 amino acids. NCBI's taxonomy places the organism in Eukaryota, Viridiplantae, Chlorophyta, Mamiellophyceae, Mamiellales, Mamiellaceae. Gene Ontology annotation, molecular function: protein binding; S-adenosylmethionine-dependent methyltransferase activity. Gene Ontology annotation, cellular component: cytoplasm; nucleus. The transcript is spliced from 3 exons. The record is from RefSeq and is a predicted model, not a curated record.
AUGGCGUCGCGUCGACUUCUCCGAGCAGCCUCGGCCGGCGACAUCGACGCAGUCGAUGCGUUGAUCCGCGAGGGCGCGGACCCUGGAUUCCAGGACCGCAAGGGGACGACGCCUUUGAUGCUGGCGUGUGAGCACGGACAUGUGGACGUCGUCCGCAGCCUUCUCGCCGCGGGAGCACCGUGGAACGAGCUGGACAACGAGGGGCACUGCGCGGGAGAGUACGCCAGCGCGGGAGGCCACGCCGAGCUCACCGACGCGCUCAUCGACCACGCGGUGAGCGCGGAGAUGGUGCUCGGCGCCGUCAGCCGCGCUCGCCCCCGGGAGGCCGACCUGACGUACCUAUCCCAACCCGUGCGGUACGACGGGGACGAUAAGCUGCUGGACACCGAGAACGACGCGGUGAUGAUGGACUGGGAGGCGCCCUUGAUGCGAAUCCACGCCCAGGUCAUGUGCGCGGGUAAGGGGGACACGCUCAACGUCGGGUUUGGCAUGGGCAUCAUCGACGGGUACGUGGUGAACGAGAACGAGACGCGAUCGCACACCAUCAUAGAGGCGCACCCGGACGUUCACGCGCACAUGCUCCGGCGUGGGUGGGACGCGAAGAGAGGGGUGCGCGUGGAGUUCGGCCGGUGGCAGGAGGUGUUGGACAGGAUAAUCAGGGAGAACGAGUCGCUGCCGGAUGGCGAGAAGCGACUCUUCGACGGCGUCAACUUUGACACGUACGGGGAGGACUACGACGACCUGCGAGAGUUCCACGCGCUCCUCCCGAAGAUCAUGCGUCCGGGCGGUGUGUACACGUACUUUAACGGCCUGGCCCCGGACAACAUCUUCUUCCACACGGUGUACUGCAGGCUGGCGCAGGCGGAGCUCGCGAGCUUGGGUUUCGACACCAAGUUUGACGUCGUCGACAUUGACACGAGGGACCCGGAGAUUUGGCGCGGGGUGAAGCGGCGGUACUGGUGGGGAGACAAGUACUUCCUCCCCACCUGUACCCUCACGGGCGCGGCGGGCAGUGAGUGA